AUCGUCCUGCGAUUUGCAAUAGAUAGAUAGAGAGAUAAUUCAUUAGAAGUAAGGAGGGACAUGGAAGUCACUGAUCCAAGCUGGAAAGAAGCAGAAGUUGAGCUCUAUACCAUCCCUGCCCAGUCCAGUUGGUUCUUAUGGCAUGAUAUACACGAAAUUGAAAGACGCGAGUUUGAGGAGUUCUUCAGUGAGAGCUCAAUCACUAGAACCCCCAAAGUGUAUAAAGAAUAUAGAGAUUUCAUCAUCAAUAAGUACAGAGAGGACACUUCUAGGAGGCUAACCUUCACCAGUAUCCGCAAGUAUCUCGUGGGCGAUGUCAACUUGCUUCAGAAAGUGUUUCUCUUCCUCGAAAAUUGGGGAUUGAUCAAUUUCGGCUCGAAAAGUGAUCAUGUGUUGUUGGUGGAGAAUCAAGGGAAGCAUAAAGCUAAGAUCGAGCAAGGGAGCCCCCCUGGGAUUAGAGUUACUGCAACUCCAAAUUCGAUGAGGCCUAUUACCGCACCGCCCCCUGUUGAGGAACGAGCUGAGCCUGGUGUCAAAUUACCACCUCUGACCUCUUAUUCUGACGUUUUCAGUGAUUUGAAGAAGCCUAGUGAUGGAUUGAUUUGUGGGCAUUGUGGAGAACGCUGUGAUUCUGCUUUCUACCAACAUAACAAGAGUAUUGUCAACUUGUGCGAAAAGUGUUUCAAGAAUGGAGACUACGGGGAGAACAAUUCCGCAGAUGAUUUCAGGUUGAAUUCUGGGAAUUCUGCUGCAGCUGUGUGGACCGAGGAAGAGAUCCUCCUCUUGCUAGAAUCUGUGCUGAAACAUGGAGAUGAUUGGGAACUCAUUGCACAAAGUGUUUCUUCAAAGAGUAGACUAGAUUGCAUUUCGAAGCUCAUUGAGCUCCCAUUUGGAGAGUUUCUGAUGGGCUCUGCCUCUGGAAGACUCGAUUCCUCUCCAUCCCAUCCUGUGGAACAGAUGAAAACUGACGGUCAAGAAACUAGGGAAGAAAAAGAACAUCACGUGGAUGAAGAUGAGCCUCUAGCAAAAAGGAAACGCGUUGCACUAAUAUCAGACGGUGAUACUUCACUUAUGAAACAGGUUGCAGCAAUGGCAUGCAAAGCUGGUCCCUCUGUGACAACCGCCGCUGCAAAAGCUGCAAUUGCAGCACUUUGUGAUGAAGCCUCAUGUCCAAAAGAGAUUCUCGAAACCGGUGGCUACACUAAUUUAGCAGUUGACAGAGCUGAUGGAGACAAAGAUACAGAUAUGGAGGAAGAGCAUGCAGACAAAGAGGAUCUACCUGUAGCGUUAAGGAUAAGAGCGUCUGUGGCAACAGCUCUAGGAGCUGCGGCUGCUAACGCGAAAAUACUGGCGGAUCAAGAAGAAAGGGAGAUGGAACAUGUAGCCGCGAGAAUAAUAGACCAACAGCUGAAGAAACUGGAGAGCAAGUUGAAGUUUCUGGACCACUUGGAAUUGAUAAUGGAUGCGGAAGAGAAAGUGAUGGAAGGUGUAAAGGAAACAAUUCUCCAAGAGAGGAUUAGCGUCUUGCAAUGCGCGUUUGGUGGCGGUAUUACCAAACGUUGGGAUCAUACGUACGUGAAAUAAUCCUUUUUUUUUUUUUUUUUUUUGGUUGUUUCUCCGUAGAAUGAUAUGAUGCUUCAGAUUAAAGAAUCAGAAUUUGUUUUGUCGAUAAUCCCUUGUUUUUGUCCUGUUUUUUCCUUGUUAUUAUGACUUUAUAAUCUAAUCAGUAGGUUGUUUAGUGUUUACAUACAG
Molecule: messenger RNA, 1752 nt
Organism: Eutrema salsugineum
Lineage: Eukaryota; Viridiplantae; Streptophyta; Magnoliopsida; Brassicales; Brassicaceae
Product: SWI/SNF complex subunit SWI3A
Exons: 7
Coding region: 61-1584 (507 amino acids)
Molecular function (GO): protein binding
Source: RefSeq, a predicted model, not a curated record